This is a messenger RNA of Owenia fusiformis, 1612 nucleotides long. Lineage: Eukaryota; Metazoa; Annelida; Polychaeta; Sabellida; Oweniidae. The record is from the annotation of a GenBank genome assembly.
GUUCUACCAUUCAAUACAGGACAUUUUAGAAGAAACACCAUAUUUGGCAGCUAGAAAUUAAAAAAAUGUCAACCGAAAAAUAAUCAAUCAAUGUAGAUUAAUUCUAUAAUUGCAACAAAUGAGAUGACUGGAUUGAUUGAAGGAGGGAACAGUGGGCGGCAAGCCAUAGCAUAGAUGAUGAAGGAUUUGUCGCCCAGUAGGGGUACGUAAAUGCAAUCACUUCAUCGUGAGGAGCAUCGAAUUAACAUAAAACACAAGCCAUCUCAAUUUACAAUGGAUAUAUAAGUGAGAUCCCUGCGCGAUGUCACAUUAUUAGCGUAAGCCUUCAAUGUGAAGAAGAAACUGAAUUUGAAAAAGAAAAUGAGCUUCGUGCCAAGAAUCCCUGGGACUAAUGGACAGCCAAGAUCGUCGUUUCUGAUAGAUGACAUUUUAUUAAGCAAGCCUAAAUCUGUCAUACGUGAGGUGCCAGUUUCCGUUGGUGUACCCAGGUUGUCACUUACUGAUUAUGGCUACGCGUAUGUCCCGAAUCCAGCGUUUCUACAACAUCCUUCCAUCUUUGCGCCCCAUUUGGCGUCUAAAACUGCAGAGCAUUCCUUUCUGCUACCAGCAUCGGGUUUUCCCCUUCACCCGGUGUUUCCACACGACAGCCCGGGGAAACAUUGUAGAAGGCGCAAAGCGAGGACCGUGUUCAGCGACCAGCAGCUUAACGGACUGGAGAAAAGAUUCGAGUCUCAACGAUACUUGUCCACUCCAGAGAGAGUUGACCUCGCUAACCAACUGAGCCUAUCAGAGACACAGGUAAAGACAUGGUUCCAAAACAGACGUAUGAAGCACAAGAAGUUAAACAGGAAAGGGGCGGGUGGUGAUAGACCAGAAGCCGGGAUAGAUGACAAUGACGAUGAUGACUCUAAUGACGCUGCAGAGAUGGAAGAAAGACUAUCUGAAGGAGAGAGUGGGGAAAAUACCCCUAGAGACUAUUCAAUGACAGGAAGCCUAUGUGGAUACCCACAUACUCAAACACAAACAGCCACUAUAACUGCGCAUAGAUCUGGCUACCAUAGCAACCAGAGUUUCCAUAGUAAUUCAACUGUUGCCAUAGACAAUGAAGAAAUUAAUGUUGUCGACACUGAUGAUUCGCCAAUCGUUGGAGUAUCGUUGAGGGUUCCGAAAACCAUUUCGUGAAACAGACUUUUGAACACUGCAAUCAGAGACAUAAAACAGGCCAAGAACAUGUAUAGUUUGUGCAUUUUUCGCUUUUGCUUGAAUUAUUCAUCUUCCUGGUCUAUGCAUAUGAUAGACAUAAUAUUAAAGUAUAUUUGUAUUAAAAGCUCUUUAAUUUUCUUAAUUUGCCAAAAUCCAAUGAUAUGGCAGCUCUUUGAAAGUUUUAAAACUAUAUUAAAGCGAAAAAUACAUCUGAUUAGUAAAAGCAGAAGUCAAUCGGGUGUUUAGCAAUACAAAUAGAGAAAAUAUUUGGACAUACUACUCAGGGUGUGAAAUAGAAUACAUUUGUAAAAUUAUUUGAUUAUAGGUCAUAGUUCAUUAUAGUUGCUCAUAAACAUGGAAUGUUGGUCACUUAGAUGAAAGUGUAUAUGUUUUAUCAAUUGUCAAAUAU